Melanotaenia boesemani (Boeseman's rainbowfish) is the source of this 9102-nucleotide messenger RNA. Its product is annotated as nipped-B-like protein B. Lineage: Eukaryota; Metazoa; Chordata; Actinopteri; Atheriniformes; Melanotaeniidae. Gene Ontology annotation, molecular function: chromatin binding. Gene Ontology annotation, biological process: establishment of mitotic sister chromatid cohesion; establishment of protein localization to chromatin; replication-born double-strand break repair via sister chromatid exchange. The coding region runs from base 203 to 8734 and encodes 2843 amino acids. The transcript has 47 exons. Gene Ontology annotation, cellular component: Scc2-Scc4 cohesin loading complex. The record is from RefSeq and is a predicted model, not a curated record.
CUACAUUCAACAGCAACAUCCCAUUUUCAGACAGAUUGUUUACCUUCCUGAGCGUUUCCGCAUUAUCAGACACACCAGACAGCGAAGGGGGAACGUGAACGGAAUCAGCCAAGGGGCACUUUGGAGAUGUGACGAAUUGAGAGAGAUUGGUGAUUUUUAAGCUGCCUGUGCAUUGACACGACCUCUUGACCUAAUCUUCAGCAUGAAUGGUGAUAUGCCUCAUGUUCCCAUCACUACUCUUGCUGGAAUUGCUAGCCUAACAGACUUGUUGAACCAGCUGCCUUUGCCUUCUCCUCUUCCUGCCACCACUGCUAAGAGUCUGCUCUACAAUGGAAGAAUCUCCGAAGAGGUCAGCAGCCUGCUGGUGUGUCGAGACGAGAAUCUGGUGACUCAGCUGGCACAUAGCCUUAACCAAGUCUCCACUGAACACAUAGAGCUGAAGGACAACCUUGGAAAUGAUGAACCUGAGGGUGACAUGCCCAUACUUCUUCAAACUUUACUGUCCAGGAACCCAAGAAUCUUCAGGGACAAAAGUGUACUGCAGCAGCCAUUGAUACAGCAGUAUAAGAUUUCUCAGAAUCAGGUUCAUGGGAGUCCAGGAUUAAACUAUCAGCAAACCACUGUCGCUCAAAGUCCCUCUGGAUGCUUUUCAUCGCCACAGUCUGGUUCAGCUACUCAGUUUGUACCCCAGCAGAACAGUCCUAUACCUAGUCCUUAUACCCCUCAGAGUCCUGCAGACUACAUUCAGUACAAUCCACCCAGUUAUUCCCAUCAUCAGCAGACUCAGCAAGUUUCUAGUGGUGUGAGAAAUAUCCAUGACAGCAAAGUCUCUGGACAGCUAUCAAGUAAUUCAUCUAAUCAUAAUACAAGACUAGCCUCAGAUGAAGACUAUAUGAAUGUUGCUCACAGACUGGGAAACGAGGAGAAUGAAUCUUCUGUGAAGGCCGCUGCAUUUUCCGUUAAAUCAUCUCGACCUGUGUGUUCCCCUGCUGGACGUGAAGAGACUGCAAAAAUGUCCAGGCCUUCUCUUAUCAUGCAGUCACCUUCACCUGAUGUGCCACAAGGUGCAGCUCCUGAUCUUCUCCUCUCCACCCCUGACCGAAAAAAGAAGCAAAGGGGAAGGAGCAAAGAAGAAAAUGAUCAUAUGGACAAAAAUGCCUUGUAUGACAUAGUCAGUUCUCCAUCAAAGGACUCAACUAAGCUGACUAUCAAACUGUCCAGAGUGAAGAUUCCGGAUGUAAAUCAGUCAGAAGAACAUCCCCCUGUGUCACAUAUGGACUCAGACCCUGAAACAGUUAGGAUAAACAGUAAUAAUAUUCAGCUGUCAAAUACUCCCCAGGACUUUUCACACAAGUUUGAGGCUGAGGAGCUGGCAAAUUGUCAGCAGGUUGCUAUGCAGCCAAAUUCCAAGGACACCGGGAUCAUUGGUGGGAUUGUGUUUGAUGAUUCUGAAAUGGAUGCAGUUGCAGAAAUUGAGAGAAUAGAACGUGAAUCAGCCAGUGAGCGAGAGCGGUGCUCUAAAGAAGUCCAGGAUAAAGACAAGCCACUGAAAAAACGGAAACAAGACACAUAUCCUCAGGAACCGGGAAUUGAGGCAAGUGAGGGGCCCACUGUACACAGCAGCAACAGCAUCAGCAAGCUGACACCGAAGAAGUCGAGCACUGCAAGUAAUGGUGCCAGUCGGCCUGCCUUGAUGGUCAGUAUUGAUCUGCAACGAGCUGGCAGAGUGAUUGGACAACCCGUAGUCAUCUUGGAACCACAGCCAUUGUGUGAAGAUCACAUACGACGUCUCAAGAGAAAUGCUGAUGGAAAGGUCAAUAAAAAUGUUGAGAACCAAGCUGGGAUCAAAAGACAACUGCCUGAGACUCCUCAGAAGUCUGGCUUGGAUUCACAACUAGAAACCCAGAAGCAGGAAAGCCACUGUGAAUCAAAACAGAAACAUGACAGUAAAAGUGACAGUGACAAGGGACACCCAGAUGACAGACAGCCAGACAUGACGCGGCAGAAACAUGACAGGCAUUCAGACCUGCACAACAAAGAGGAAAAUAAUAACAGUCGUAGAUCCCAUGCUAUCAGACCAGAGAUUCCAAAAACUGGUAGCAAAGCGGACAACAACUCCAUACACGAAGAAGCCAAAAGCAGGGAUUUAGAAAGGGUUAGGGGCAGAGAAAGACAGAGGGACAGUGAUGGAGACAGGGCCAAACUCAAAGAUAAAUACAAAUCCAGAGACAAAGACAGGGUGAAAUACAAAGACACUGACAAAGACAGAGAAAAAGGACGGGAGAGAGACAAAGACACUGACAGAGAAAAAGGCAGAGAUAGAGACAAAGACACUGACAAAGACAGAGAAAAAGGACGGGAGAGAGACAAAGACACUGACAGAGAAAAAGGCAGAGAUAGAGACAAAGACACUGACAGAGAAAAAGGCAGAGAUAGAGACAAAGACACUGACACAGACAGAGAAAAAGGCAGAGAUAGAGACAAAGACACUGCCAAAGACAGAGAAAAAGGUAGAGAUAGAAACAAAGACACUGACACAGACAGAGAAAAAGGCAGAGAUAGAGACAAAGACACUGACAAAGACAGAGAAAAAGGACGGGAGAGAGACAAAGACACAGACAGAGAAAAAGGCAGGGAGAGAGACAAAGACACUGAUAAAAACAGAGAAAAAGGCAGAGAGAAAAACAGAGAAAAAGGUAGGGAGAGGGACAAGGAUGGUGACAGAGACAGAGAAAAAGGGAGGAAAAGAGACAAAGACAGUGAAAGAGACAAAGAAGAUGACAGGGAGAGACAAAAAGUUAGGGACAAAGACAGAGAAAGAGACAAAGGCAGAGAAAAAGAUGUGGACAGAGACAAAGAGAGGGAGAAAGUCAAUGACAGGGAGAUAGAUAAAGACAGAGAUAGGAGUAGGAAGCAGAAGACAUUGUCCAGAGAAAAUUGUAACAGAGCCUCACCUGACCGGCACUCUAAAGCUGACAGUCCUAAAAUGAAGCAAGAUGGAAGCAAAAAAUCACCUGACAUCAAUGGUCGACAGAGAACAAGCAGUUCCAGCCUUCAAACCUCCAAGAAUAAAGAACACAGGACGAGUGGGUUUAGUAGCAUUAGCUGCCUUGCUGGAAACAAACAGCAGGCCUAUGAGACAAAACUUAGCGAGUUCCCUUCUUACCUGCUGGGUGGCAAUUCAGGAAGUCUUAAGAACUUUGUGAUUCCUAAACUAAAACAAGAAGGAACAAAUAAAGAUCUCCAGCUCAAAAGUAAAUUGUUACAGAGCUGGAGUGAACCACUUGUAAGGUUGGAGAGAGUGUCACUGAUCAAGAACUUAAACAAAAGAGCCAAACCUGUCGUAUUGCUUCAGAGACUUGGCAUUGAGGAUGUAAAAAGGAUCAUUAAGGAAAGCAGGAAUGCACACAGCUCCAGAUACAAGAACUGGUCCUCUGACAAAUCAGCAAGAGAGACAUAUUUUGAGAAGGCAAAUAAGCGAAGGCACAGUAUGGUUAGUAAGAGAUCCAAAUAUGUUGAGGUGGACUCAGAUGUUGACAAGACUGAUGAUGAUGAGGAGGAGUCUGACUCUGACAAUGAGUCUGCAAGGAAAAGGUUCAAGAAAAACCAUGACAAGACAUGGAAGUUUGAAGAGAAGAGAGGAUCUAGGGAUCACCACAGAAGUGGAGGUUUUAACUCUCGUCGGGGUUCAGGUGGUCGUCAUCGGGAAUGGGACGGUGAUGAUUCCGAUGAGGGAUCUCCCCCACAAAGUCUAAACGACUAUGCCAGAAAAAUGAAGAAGGAGAAACAUAAAAACAAGAUGGCCUACAGUUCCAUGACACUAGAGGAAAAGAUUGACUCCUCUACAUUUAAGAGAUUUGCAUCCAAUAUAGACGGCAUCCUUGAGAACCUUGAAGACGUGGACCUCACUGCUGCAGAUGAAGAUGAUGAGGAGAUUCCUCAAGAGCUAUUGCUUGGAAAGCAGCAGCUGAGUGAACUAGGCAGUGAUUCAACCAAGAUUAAGGCUAUGGGUGUCUUUAACAAGUUUUCAUCUAGUAAACUGGUGAAAGUUUUGAAUAUACUGGAAAAGAACAUUCAGGACAGUGUCAAACUCUCCACCAUGAUGAGCCAUGAUAAAGAUGCAAUGGACGAGGAGCGUUUGUGGCGUGACCUGAUAAUGGAGCGUGUGACUAAGUCUGCCGAUGCCUGCUUGACUGCACUCAACAUAAUGACAUCUCCCCACAUGCCGAAGGCAGUUUAUAUAGAGGAUGUGAUUGAGAGGGUGUUGCAGUUCACAAAGUUUCACCUUCAAAAUACUUUGUAUCCUCAGUAUGACUCUUCCUACAGAGUGGAUCGCCAUGGAGGUGGUACACAUACUUCAAAGUCCAAGAGAGCAAAGUCUUCCACCCACAAACAGAAGGUGGUUGUCAGUCUCUACAACAAAGUAUGUGACAUUAUCAGCAACAUCUCAGAACUGCUGGAAAUCCAGCUGCUAACUGACACCACAGUUCUCCAGGUGUCCAACCUUGGGAUUACACCUUUUUUUGUGGAGAAUGUCAGCGAACUGCAGUUAUGUGCCAUCACAUUAGUGACAGCAGUUUUUUGUCGUUACAAGAAGCACAGGCAGCUUGUCCUUGAGGAGAUUUUUACCUCCCUGGCUAAACUGCCUACGAGUAAACGCAACCUCAGGAAUUUUAGGCUAAACAGCAGUGAUUCAGAUGGAGAGCCUCUGUUUAUCCAGAUGGUUUCAGCUCUUGUUCUUCAGCUAAUUCAGUGUGUGGUUCACUUUCCAUCUGAGAAAGAAACGGAUGAUGAACAUAACAAGAAGGUGGACAAAGAUGCUCUCAUCACAAACUCUUAUGAAACUGCCAUGAGGACGGCUCAGAACUUCCUCUCAGUGUUUCUGAAGAAGUGUGGCAGUAAACAAGGAGAGGAGGACUACAGGCCUCUGUUUGAGAACUUUGUUCAUGAUCUGCUGUCUGCAGUCAACAAACCUGAGUGGCCUGCAGCUGAACUGCUGCUCAGUUUACUGGGCCGACUCCUGGUGCACCAGUUUAGUAAUAAGCAGACAGAAAUGGCUCUCAGAGUGGCAUCGUUGGACUACCUCGGGACCGUCGCCUCUCGCCUGCGGAAAGAUGCUGUCUCUAACAAGAUGGACCAAAGAGCUAUCGAUCGCAUCUUGGAAGAGACUCCAGGCAGUAAUGAAAUACAGCAACUCCAGAAGGCUUUGGUCAACUUUUUGGAUGAAAACACUGAUACAGAUCCAGCUUUAGUGUUUGCCAGGAACUUUUACAUUGCCCAGUGGUUCAGGGACAGUACAACUGAGGCAGAAAAGGCAAUCAAGUCUCAAAAUGAAAACGAUGAGGACACUAAAGGUCGCCGUCACUCAAAGGAUAUUGACUCAAGUGGGGAGAUUAUGCAGAGGGCCGAGGCUCAAAAGAAAUUCCUCCGCAAGGUCAUCAAGACUUCAAAUUUCAGCUCAGCGAAGAUGAACUCUAAUGCAGUCGACUAUGAGGACUCCUGUCUGAUUGUCAGAUAUCUGGCUUCUAUGAGGCCGUUUGCACAGAGCUUUGAUAUUUAUUUGUCACAGAUUCUGAGAGUGCUAGGUGAGAGUGCCAUUGCAGUCCGAACUAAAGCUAUGAAAUGUCUUUCUGAAGUCGUGGCUGUAGAUCCAAGUAUUCUGGCUCGGUUGGAUAUGCAGCGUGGGGUUCAUUGUCGCCUCAUGGACAACUCCACCAGUGUACGAGAGGCUGCUGUGGAGCUCCUCGGCCGCUUUGUGCUAAGUCGACCUGAGCUGAUUGAGCAGUACUACGACAUGCUCAUUGAAAGGAUAUUGGACACAGGUAUCAGUGUGAGAAAAAGAGUGAUUAAGAUUCUGAGGGACAUCUGUCUGGAGCACCCAGACUUCCACAAGAUCACUGAGAUGUGUGUCAAGAUGAUCCGGAGGGUCAAUGAUGAGGAAGGGAUCAAGAAACUGGUGAAUGAGACUUUCCAAAAACUCUGGUUUUCCCCAACACCCAGCCAUGACAAAGACGCUAUGACCAGAAAGAUACUGAACAUCACAGAUGUGGUGUUAGCAUGCAAAGAUUCUGGUUAUGACUGGUUUGAGCAGCUUCUGCAAAAUUUGCUGAAAUCAGAGGAGAACGCUUCGUACAAACCCACCAAAAAGGCUUGCAUUCAGUUGGUGGACAAUUUGGUGGAACAUAUAUUGAAAUAUGAAGAGUCUCUUGCAGACUGUGAGGACAAAGGGGUCAACUCAGGUCGUCUUGUAGCAUGCAUCACUACUCUCUACCUGUUUACUAAAAUCAGAGCACAGUUAAUGGUUAAACACGCCAUGACUAUGCAGCCCUACCUGACCACCAAGUGCAAUACUCAGAAUGACUUCGUGGUGAUUUGCAAUGUUUCCAAGAUCCUGGAGCUUGUUGUACCUCUGAUGGAGCACCCAAGUGAGACUUUCCUCACCACCUUAGAAGAAGACCUGAUGAAGCUUAUCAUCAAAUACGGCAUGACGGUAGUACAACACUGCGUGAGUUGUCUUGGUGCUAUUGUGAACAAGGUCACACACAACUACAAGUUUGUUUGGGCUUGUUUCAAUCGGUACUAUGGUGCGCUGGCUAAGCUUAAGACACAGCAUCAGGAAGACCCUGGUAACUCCACUCUGGCUACAAACAAACCUACUCUGCUGCGUUCGUUAUUCACUGUGGGGGCUCUGUGUCGACACUUUGAUUUUGACCAAGAAGAGUUCAAGGGUCCUAACAAGAUUAUCAUAAAGGACAAAGUUUUGGAUCUUCUGCUGUAUUUCACCACUCAUGAGGAAGAAGAAGUCCAGAUCAAGGCCAUCAUAGGUUUAGGGUUCCAGUUCAUCAUGCACCCAGAGCUCAUGUUUGUGCAGGAUGUGAAGGUUCUGUAUAACAGCAUCCUAUCAGAUGAGAACAGUGUGGUCAAUCUGAAGAUCCAGGUGCUCAAAAACCUGCAGACCUACCUGCAGGAUGAAGACACUCGAAUGCAAGAGGCUGAUCGUGAAUGGAAGAACCAAGCCAAGCAGGAGGAUCUGAAAGAAAUGGGAGACAUCUCUUCAGGCAUGAGCAGCUCCAUAAUGCAGAUUUAUUUGAAGCAGGUGCUGGAGUCCUUCUUUCACUCACAGUCCUCUGUUCGGCACUUUGCCCUAAAUGUCAUCACAUUGACUCUCAGCCAGGGCCUCAUCCAUCCCGUACAGUGUGUCCCUUACUUGAUUGCCAUGGGAACAGAUCCAGAGCCAACCAUGAAGAACAAGGCAGACCAACAACUAGUGGAGAUUGAUAAGAAAUACUCCGGCUUCAUCCAUAUGAAGGCUGUUGCAGGUUUAAAGAUGUCCUAUCAGGUGCAACAGGCCAUAAAUGGAUCCAAAAAGGCUGUGAUCCGUGGUUUCCGUCAUGAUGACUCAGACGCAGCUCUCUGCUCUCAUCUCUACACCAUGGUCCGUGGAAACCGACAACAUAGACGGGCUUUCCUCAUCUCCCUGCUCAACUUGUUUGAUGACAGCUCUAAAACAGAGGUGAACAUGCUGCUGUUCAUAGCAGACAACUUGGCCUGCUUCCCUUUCCAGACCCAGGAGGAGCCUCUUUUCAUCAUGCACCACAUAGACAUUACUCUGUCUGUCUCUGGUAGCAACCUGCUCCAAUCUUUUAAGGAGUGUUUACAGAAGCAGCCUGUGAGGCAGGAAAAGAAGGUAAACACAAAAAAGAGGAAGAAGCACCACUCUCGGAGGAGGAAAAGCAGCUCUGAUGACGAUAGUGAAGAUGAAGAUGAAAAGAACAGCAGUUCAUCCAGCAGCAGCAGCAGCAGCGAUGAGGAUGAUGACGAAGUCCACAGGCAUAAGAAAACUGCAGCCGCUGACUCAGACUCAGACAUGGAAGAUGAGGAUGCAGUGAUGGACCGUCUGCCUGAGAACACCACCCCUCUGCUGGAGUUUGCCAGUGCUUCACAGGGUAUUCUGCUGCUGCUGGUGCUCAAACAGCACCUGAAAAAUCUAUACGGCUUCUCAGACAGUAAAAUCCAGAAGUACUCACCAACAGAGUCUGCCAAAGUGUAUGACAAGGCAGUGAACAGGAAAUCUAAGGUGCACUUCAACCCUGCUCUGACACUGGAUUACCUGAAGAGCGAUCUUGCAAACAGAGAACUCAGCUACGAGGCUAAGCGGAAUAUUGUCAAACAAUAUCUGGAUUUCAAGGUACUGAUGGAGCACUUGGAUCGAGAUGAAGAGGACGAGGAGGGAGGCGAAGCAAAUGCCAAUGCCAGAAACAAAGCCAUCACCUCUCUGCUGAAGGGCUCAAAACCCCGGAUCCACAACCACAGUAAUCACACUGCUCCAGUGGACACAGAUGAUGACGAGAGUGAGGAUGACGAUCCUCCUGCGCGAAAACCAAGGAAAGGUGAAGAUUCUGCUGAGGAUUCAGGUCACAUGAACAAGACAGUCGAUGUGAGGGACGUCAUUGCCAUCUGCUGUCCCAAAUACAAAGACCGACCACAGAUUGCCAGGGUUGUCCAGAAGACCAGAAAUGGCUACAGUAUACACUGGAUGACCGGAACUUACUCGGGACCAUGGGCUGUGGCAAAGAAACGGGACGGUCGCAAAAAGGUGCCUUGGGUGGACAAUAUCAAAGAAUCAGACAUUAUUUACAAGAAAAUCUUCUUGACAAGUGGACAAAAGCUCACGAACAAAGUUGCACAGACGUUACGGGCGCUGUACGCAGCCAAGGAGGGGACUAAGAGUUAAUAACCGAAGUUACUCUGACAGCCUUCACAGCCCAAAUCUAUGGAUUUACUAUGUUAAAUACAAAGAAAGAGUUAACAUCUUUAGAUUAAAGGCAAUGCUGGAAGAAAAAUAUUGUGAACACUUGCAUUUUUAAAUACAGACAUGUGUAAGUUAAACACAAGGAAAACAGAAAAGAAAAUGUUGGGAAAACAUUGUGUGGGAGUUCCUUCGCUGUUGUGCAGCAACUUGGUUGUUUGAUUUUUACUCCCACUGUAUCAUAGUUUAACUAAAAACCUGUUUAUAUCUGAACAUAAUUCUGUAAAAAAUGAAGUGAAUGUUGGAAAUUAGUGUAUUGAUGAUGUUCUUAAUAAAGUGUUUUGGAAUUAUAA